CCAGCUCUCCCCCCACGAAGGCGGAAACACGCCACAGAGGAGCCGCGCACACCAACGCCCCGCAAACCCAACCCAGCACCGCCAACACCAAGCCCAGCAGCUGAAGACCUGUUGAAGCCAUGGCUGCUGAAAGACACUUGAAUGUGCUCUCAAUCAAGAUGGGUUCGAGCUCAAGAGAAGACUGCGACCUGAGGAUCGUCCUGCUGGGGAAGACUGGAUCAGGAAAGAGUGCAUCAGGCAACACCAUCCUGGGACACAGUGUUUUCAACUCAGAGGCUUCUCCAUCCUCUGUGACCAAGACAUGUAAAAAGAAGUCUGGCUACUUUGAUAAAAGAACUGUGACUGUGGUCGACACCCCUGGUAUCUUGGACACAUCAAUGAAUGAAAAACUGUUGAACAUUGAAAUAGAGCGAAGUCUCACACUGACUGACCCCGGACCACAUGUGUUCCUGCUGGUGAUCAGACUGGAUGUACGGUUCACAGAAGAGGAGAAGUCUGCCAUCAAGUGGGUCAAAGACAACUUGGUGAGGAAGCCUCCAAACACACACUGGUGCUUUUCACCAGGGGGGAUGACAUCAAGGAGAAGACCAUUGAGACUUUUUUAUUCGAGGGACCUGAACUAAAGGAGUGUAUCAGUUGUUUUACGGCUGGGUACAUUGUGUUUGAAAACACAUGCAGAGAUAAUCGCACUCAGGUGGCUGAUAUGUUUGAAAAGAUAGACAAGAUGGUGCAGUUGAAUGGUUACAACCCUUAUACCUGGAGCAUGUACGAAGAGGCCCAGAGAAAGAAGAAUUCAAGGGAAUGGCGGAGCAAGUGGGCAAACAAUUUGAAGUACGGUACUCAUUUGUUAACUGCAGCAACAAUCACAGCUGCUGCUGGUGCUGCUGGUGCUGCUGCU
Molecule: messenger RNA, 898 nt
Organism: Gymnodraco acuticeps
Lineage: Eukaryota; Metazoa; Chordata; Actinopteri; Perciformes; Bathydraconidae
Product: GTPase IMAP family member 4-like
Molecular function (GO): GTP binding
Source: RefSeq, a predicted model, not a curated record